Messenger RNA from Ostrea edulis (European flat oyster), 3110 nucleotides. RefSeq names its product ER membrane protein complex subunit 4-like. The record is from RefSeq and is a predicted model, not a curated record. Gene Ontology annotation, cellular component: EMC complex. The coding region runs from base 13 to 870 and encodes 285 amino acids. Lineage: Eukaryota; Metazoa; Mollusca; Bivalvia; Ostreida; Ostreidae. Gene Ontology annotation, biological process: protein folding in endoplasmic reticulum. The transcript has 4 exons.
CGGUUUCACUAAAUGACGAAAACAAACUUAAAUUUGGAAAUGUCUUGUUUUCAACUUACUUUAAACAAAAAGAUUAACGUUCAUUGUAUGCAAAUAUAUCCCUUUAUUGAUAUCAUAAAUCAAUACCCAAAAGAUAUUAUGGAUUGGAAUUUACAAAAGAAGUUAAAACAUCGAAGAUCGGGAUCGUUGUUGCAAAAAUUUGGUACGGAGAUCCGGAGAGAAAUCAUGUCCUCGAAAAGAAAACUUCACAAAUGGUCAAUCGAUUUUAUUGGACAUGGAAGAUCAAAAUCUGACAAGCAGGUUCAGGUUGCUGAUAUCAGAGCCCCAGUUGGUUAUACGGAGAACACAGGGACCAUAACAGAACAAAGCAGCAAAGACACAGACCAGAAACUUAUAGACAAGAGAUCAUGGGACAUUGCCCUAGGACCCUUAAAACAAAUUCCAAUGAAUUUUUUCAUCAUGUGGAUGGCUGGUAACUCGAUCUCAAUCUUUCCAAUUAUGAUGGUAGGCAUGAUGUUCUUCAAACCCAUCCAGGCUUUCAUCUCUGUACAGAACACAUUUGUAAUGAUAGAAGGAUCUCAAGCCUAUGUACAGAAGUUUAUUUACAUAUUUGGAAACUUUGUUUGUUUGGCAUUAGCAACGUAUAAAUGUCAAACAAUGGGACUUCUCCCCACACAUGCAUCUGACUGGCUUGCAUUCAUGGACCCUCAAAAGGUAAACCAACAUAGUAGAGAGACUGUUAUUAGCUCACCUAAGCUAAAGGCUCAAGUGAGCUUUUCUGAUCGAAAUUUGUCCGUUGUCUGUUGGCAUCGUCGUAAACUUUUCUUAUGUUCUUAUUCACCAGUUCAACCGAACAUAAAUCAUUUAUAAAAUAAAACACAAACACCUGUAUGUAGGAUGAGCUCGCAUGCACUAGUGCAACAGACUUUUUUAAUAAAUACAUAUGUACAAAAUCAAUUAUUCACAAAAAACCCAUUCUAGAAAAGAAAGUAGAACAAGUAAUUCAUAGGGUGGGGUCAUUUAAAAAUCUUCUUCUCAAGAACCACUGGACCAGAAAAGCUGAAAUUUACAUGAAAGCUUCCUGACAUAGUGGAAAUUCAAGUUGUUAAAAUCAUGCUCCCUGGGGAGCAAUUUCAGUCAAACUUGGAACAAAUCUUCCUAAGGUAAAAGGGAUUCAAGUCAUUCAAAUGAAGGGCUAUGGCCUCUUCCAAGAGGAAAUAAUCACAAAAAUGCAAAAAUAGGGUGGGGUCAUUUAAUAUCUUCCCAAGAACCACUGGGCUAGAAGAGCUGAAAUUAACAUGAAAGCUUUCUGACAAAGUGGAGAUUCAAAUUUUAAAAAUCAUGACACCCCCCCCCCCCCUUGGGGUUAGGGUGGGGCCACAAUGGGGGAUCAAAGUUUACAUGCGAAUGUAUAGGGAACCAAACUUGGCACGAAGCAUCCUUAUUAAAUGAAAUUUGUUAUUAUGAAAGGCCAUAGCCAUCAACAAUGGCAUAUGAUGAUUAAUGAAUUUGUUGUCAAGUUUAAUAAUUGAGUUUGAUAAUUAAUGAAUUUAUAGUUGUUACCUUCGAAAAGGUUUUUUUCUUAACCAAGCUGCUUCUAUAAUGAUAGUUUUGCUAAAGCUUGUUUAUUGCUAGAAAUUGCUGCUCAGGUGAGCAAUGUGGCCCACGGGCCUCUUGUUUUUCCCUGUAUUACAGAUUGAUUUUAGUUUUGCUGUGUAGAUGAACACAUUUCAUUAUCAGAUUUAUAAAUUUGCAGAACAUUAACGUAGUUUUUGGUUUGAUUAUUAUAUUUAAUUCAUUAGCACAUUGAUUUUAUAUCCAUGGUCGUAGGAACUAGAGGGAAAAGUUCAUAUUAUAUAAUAAGUCGAUAUACAUUAGUUUUUAAGCAGAACGGUCAACUUUAGUAAAAGUCAACGAGAGUCAAUGUCCUUGAAUUUUUAAAUUAUCAAGCACAAUGUGUGCUUUGAUAUUUCUUAGGACUUCAUCCAAAAUGUUUUAGAUUAAAUUUUCCUCAUAUGUGUGGCUUUGACUUUAAUACUUUGACUUUAAUACAGAAAAUACCAAUGAAAUUCAUUAGAUAGCUUUUACUUCAUACUUCAAUAGAAAAAUAUUCGCUAUGAUUUACCAACUUCCCUAAUACAAGUUGUUUUGGUAUGAAAAAUCUUUUUGCAAUGCCAAUAUGAUUGUUGAUGUUUUUUAUCUGCCAUGUUUUUAUUGAAAUAAAGAUGAUCCUGACUUUGUGUAAAGUAGGAUCUACUGGUGCCAUAUUACACCCCAUGACAUAGACUCGGUGACAUAUAACAACUGCUAUUUCAUUCAUUCACUGCAUUAUCUGAUGGAUUUUGGAGGAGUGAACAUUUUCAAUGUUACCCUCAACUAUUUAUUAGUAUAUUAUCAUUGAUUAUUAGCACAAACAUUGUACAGCGCAUAGAAACUAUAUGUAAUUUUGCGCUUUAUAAAUGAAUAAGAUAAUAAUAACUACAUGCAAUAUUUGUUUUAUUAUACUGAAUGUUAUAUAAACAACAAACUAGAAGGACUUGCAUCUGUUGACAUUUGAUCAAUCACUGUCAAGCAAUAUUUUUAUAUCAAUGCAGAUAUUUGCAUUUAUUACAAACGCUCAAACGACGUUGUCUAACAAUCUACAGCGAACCGUACGCGCAUGUAAUAAUUUUUUAUAAUAUCACCCGUUGUCCAGUAAUGUUACCCAUUGCUAGAUACUAUCACCCUGGGGCGCAUGCUUUCUAUUUCCAGGGGGAAACAUUUUGUUUUUUCAACUGUUUCUUGACCAAUCAGAUUCGAGUAUUUUACAUGAAAAUAUAAUAAAAACAAAUAUCUCAGGUUAUAUGUCAUUAACAUCUUUAUUAUAUUUCAAUGUCAGUCAAUCUGACAUGUGUCUAAGACAUGAUUUCCAUGAACUUGCCUUCUCUUCUUCUUCCUUUAAACUUUAAAGUGAAGGGCUUUGUAGGCUUCAUUGCACUUCUCAGAUUUAUCAGCAAGACAUGAUUUUCAUAAAUGUUGAAUUGCUAAUUUUUUUGUUAUAUAUUUAGGAUUAUUUAUGUAUAAAUUAUUUUUCAUGCCAUAGCAACCUUGUAAAUUAAUGUGAAAAUAAA